AUGUCUACCGCUAAGGAAAAUUCCUGUAGGAAAUUCCAGGCGAACUUUUUCAACAAAAGCAAAUGUCAGAACUGUUUCAAACCCCGGGAGCUGCAUCUGUUGACGGAUCAGGAUUUAACACAGGCUAAGCCGAUUUAUGGUGGAUGGUUGUGCUUGGCCCCUGAGGGGACUGACUUUGACAAUCCUAUGCAGCGAUCGCGGAAAUGGCAACGGAGAUUUUUUGUGCUUUACGAACAUGGUUGUCUUCGCUUUGCCCUUGACGAAUCGCCAAGCACGCUGCCUCAGGGUACAGUCAACAUGAAUGCAUGUACUGAUGUCAUCGAUGCAGAACCAAAGACUGGUCAGAAAAACUCCUUGUGCAUAAUCACCCCAGAACAGGAGUACUUCAUCAGAGGAGAGAAUAAGGAGAUCAUUAAUGGGUGGACUGAGCAGCUGGUUGUGUAUCCCCGCACCAAUAAACAGAACCAGAAGAAGAAACGCAAAGUUGAGCCAACGACCUCCCAGGAGCCAGGGCCGGCCAAAGUAGCAGUGACUGGCUUGGGUAUCCCUGAGGCAGAGAAAGUUCUAGACUCCAGUUCAAUCAUUUGGCAGGAAGAAUUGAACCAAAGAGAGGCUGAGGCGGCUACAGUUUGGGCCUCUGCUGAACUGCCUUUAGGAUCGCCACUACCACACCCAACAGGUGAAUGUACAUCUGUCAGACAGGGGUCUGACGCAGGCUCAGUGAAUGGCGAUGAAGUGGAUCAGGGUAGCUUGGCCUUGCACGGUUCUGCGCCACAGCCGCCGGCUGACCUCCUUUCCCCGACAGGCUCCUGCUCUAGCCUUGGCGGUGUACCCCGCUGCCUCUCUCCAGCUCCUAGUGACCCCUUCCCUUCUGGCAGCUCGCUGCUCUCUAACGGCUCACACAUUAGCGGUUCGGUAAGCUCCCUGGACUCCGAUGCCAGCGGCAGCACAGUGACCAGCACUGAGAGCCACCCGUCCACCCAGAGGGGGAACCACUCAUUUAGUCACCAUGACACGCCUCGAUCCCGAAGGCUGGAGGCAGAAGCAAGAAAGGCAGAGAAGAGGAGCCGGUUUAGGAGCCCUGACAGGGAGGCUGUGCUCAGCCCUGAGAGGAGUCGCUCGGGCGUUAUUGAGAAGUUGGAAGCCCUGGAGCUGGAGAAUCCAGUGAAAAUGGAGGUGGACGAGUCACACAAGAGCGGCGCUCGACAAGGCCGCAGUGAGCUCAGACGUUUCCAGAGAGAGAGGUCCACCAUAGGUCAAGGUCUGGUUUUCCCUUCCUCCAUGCCGCUUUUUAGGAGAGCCAAGUCCCUUGACCGACGGACCACUGAUUCCGUCAUGACACCAGAUUUACUGAACUUCAAAAAAGGAUGGAUGGUGAAGCUGGAUGAACAAGGACAGUGGAAGAAGUACUGGUUUGUAUUGACAGAUCACAGCUUGCGGUUCUACAAGGACUCCAUUGCCGAAGAGGCUUCUGACCUUGACGGUGAGAUUGAUCUGUCAACAUGCUACAAUGUCAUUGAAUGCCAGGCUCAACGAAAUUAUGGUUUCCAAAUACAAACUCGUGAGGGAAUUUACACACUUUCGGCAAUGACAGCUGGUAUACGGAGGAAUUGGAUCCAGGCAGUUAUGAAAAAUGUCCGACCAUCUACUGCUCCCGAUGUUGCAAGCUCAACGGACGACCAUCGUUCUCAUUCUCCACUGGUCAGACCAGAUGUGACACAUGACUCUCCCUCCUCUGAAACCUCACACCCUGAAAGAGAAACUACUCAAGGCUUCGUUAAGAGCCGAGUACGAGAGCGUAGGCGAGAAGGCCGUUCGAAGACUUUUGAUUGGGCCGAGUUCAGACCAAUCGCCCAAGUCCUGGCUCAGCAAAGGGCACUGGAGGCCGAGAGCCUAAAGGCAGACAUAGGAGAGCUUGAGCGUAGUCGAAGGCGAGAGGAGAGGAAAAAAAGAUUCGAGUCUGUGACAAGCUCAACGAUGGAGCCUUUGCCGCUGAAAGACGGUGGAAGAACGGAUGUUCAGAGUCCAGACAGAGUACCUCAAUCACCCGAUCCUCAAAUCGUAGAGAUGCAUCAUAAAGUAGAGGAGGUGAUUGAGCAACAUUGGCGACAGGUAGAGAAGACGCCGAUACGGGAAGAGCGAAGGGUGCCGCUACCUUUGACUGUUCCCGCAAGAGAGGCUGUGGAGCUCGAAAAGCUACUGGAGAACUACAAGAAAGGGAUAGAAGACCUUAAAACACAAUUGGAAGGCUGUCACCAGCAGCUGCUUGACUCCAAUAAGCACAAACAGCAGCUAGAACUGCAGCUGAGAACAGCUCUGGAGAGAGAGCAUGACAUACGGACGGGUUACAUAUCUCCGCUGGAACACCAUUUGGGUCUGGAGGCUGAAGUGACGCCCCAGAUGAAGAGGCCAGAACUGGUUAGUCCUCAAGCACAAAGUUUAACAAAGAAGUACCAGGAGACCAAAGAACUCCUGAAGCUACAAGAGUUGAAAAAGCGCAAUAUGCAGGCACAGCUUGGCAUUUCACUUUCUCACCACCCUGCUAAGGAACCUUAUUUUUCUGAACACUCCAAAACACCCGUAACAGAAAGCACUGUGCCUGAACCUGUCCAACAAACCGUUAGCCUUAUAAUCCUGGAUAGUGCAGAAGCCGUUCAAGAGUUUCACGACUUAACAACUGGGAAACAUCUCACCGUAAAGGAGCUGACGAAGCUGUUAAAUUUCCACUCGUGUAAUCAAGAAACAGCCGAGAAACAACAACUUCAGAAGCUCUUGGAGACCUGGAAAAGCCAACAGGAGGCUGACAAUGAAAUGACGAGAAAGACUUUGGCCCGAGCCGGAGAAACCAUCCGCGAAUACGAGUCUCGUCUCUUAAACAUGGAGGAUUUGGUGGGGAAGGUUCAAAAGCAAAGUCUGGAAAGCCUUUAUGGUCCUCUCUCCAAAAUUGAUAACCAUUCAGAGGCAAAAGAGCAGACUUUCGGAAUACUUUCUCAGAGGAUAGAGAUUUUAACGAGUGAAAAUUGCGCGUUAAAACAAAAAUGCCAGGAGAUAGUCAACCAACUGACUGAGGCAGACAGAGAAAUAGACAGACUAAAAGCUGAGCUUCUCAGCCAUCAGUGUGGCAAACAGCAUCAUCUUGCUAUGGAAGAGAUGAAACGACUAAAAGCUGACUUGGCUGAAAGCCAAGCUAAUGCCAUUGACCGGGAGUAUUUUGAGAGAGAGCUGAAUGAGAAAUCGCUGAGGCUCCGUGAAGCUUUAGUUUCAUUGGAGGAGCUCGGCAACACCCUAAAGAGCACUGAGAAAAAACUGCAGUUAAAAGAAGCUACACUGAAAGGUCUGGGAUUCCAAGCAGAUUACGAAGCUGACGGACUAAACCUGGAGAAGAAGCAUCUUCAAGAGCUGCUUGAAGCCUCACAGAAAAACUUAUCCGACACUGAGGCAGCCCUCCAUACUACGCAAAAGCACUGUAUUGAACUUGAAUCUAGGAACCGUGAAUUAAUCGCACUGCAUCAGAAAUCUGAGGUGGAGAACAGAGCAAAACUUAGAGAAGCCGAAUAUCAAAUAUCAAUGCUACAAGAGAAGUUAGAACUAAAGAUGAAGGGAGGUGAAGAGUCUAUGGAUGUUGGCGACGGUGUCCAGGAAGGAGAAGAGCAUGUUGAUAAAGGUCUUUUAAAGCAAGUAGUAGAUGAGCUCGAGCGGAGGUCAGAGGCAGUUAAUCAAGUUUUAGACAUGUUAUCAAAGGUAGAUGUUGAUGUAGAGAAAAUGCUGAAACAUUUAAAAAGUGCUUUAUGUGUAAAGAAACUCCUCCCUUCUCUAAAUCCAGACAAGUUGGUUUUAGAGGCGGAAUUCUUGAGCCAGAUUCUGAGUCAGCCAAAACAAAAUCCUCUUGACUAUGAAAACAAUUUAGCAGAGAUUGCUCAAAAACGCUGGAACUUCUUGAUUAGUCAGAUUUAUACCGACGCGAAAGCUGAGAGAGACGUAAUGGCCGAGUCGGAUUUCACAUUGAUGUAUAACUGGCUCGAUAAUGAAACAAAUAGCUUUAUUCUGAAAGAGUUAACGGAAGCAUUAAAGGAGAAGGCAAACUCAUUGGCUGAAAUGGGACGGAGGGUUCAGUUAGCUGAUGAUGAUAAUCUUUUGUCUUUAGUUCUAGCGAGCUUUAAAUUUGGUGAAGAACAGAGGCAGUCAUCCGAGUAUCUGCUUGAUGCACUUAAAGAUGCUUGUAUGUCCUAUGCAAUUAUUAGGCUAAAGAUAAAGCAUGAAAACGAACUUGUAAAAAAGCAGGUCAAUGUCGGAGUAGAUGGGUUUGAGUGUCCCAGGUGUCCAGAAUUGCAAAAGAUUGCUGAAGAUCUGCAGACCCAACUAGCAGACCUUCAUACUCAGUUGAGUGAUGCGUCUUUGAAAACCGUUUCACAGCUAAAUGCUUUCGUAAACUUAGGAGAGCCUGAGAAAACCGGUGAUAUGACACCUCAUGACAUUGCAACCAAGCAUGAGAGGGAACGUAAAGACCGCUAUAAGCAGGAGGCUGACAAACUGAGGGAGCAAAUUGCUGAAGUCAGUGAAACUCUUAGCUAUCGUUCAGAAGAGAGCGCCAGAGAGAUUGAUUCACUGACAAACUGCAUGGAGGAUCUCAAAAAGCAGCAUGAGUUAGAACGAAUGAACCUCAUCGAGACCUUUGACCAAGAGAUGGAGGAGCUGAGGAGUAUGAUUGCACCUUCCAAAGUGUCUUCGGCCGAGGAAGGUCAGUCACAAGGCAACCCCGGCCGAACGUCCAAUAUCAAAGAGGGAAUCCAGGAGCUGCUGACGCAAGUUUCAGUUAUGACUGAAGAGAUGAGACGUCGUGAAGAGCAGGGCGAGAUAACCACCCUACGGCUGAAAUACGAGAAAGACCUGGAAAAUUUAAAGGCGACUUGUGAGAGGGGCUUUGCUGCAAUGGAAGUAUCUCAUCAGAAGGUGAUCGAUGAGCUCCAAAGGAAACAUCAGAGAGAGCUGGAGAAUCUCCAUGAGGAAAAAGAAAGACUAUUGGCCGAAGAGACCGCAGCCACUAUUUCAGCAAUUGAAGCAAUGAAAAAUGCGCACCGGAAUGAGCUGGAGAAAGAGCUGGACAAGGCUCGUAAGGCCAACAGCAACACGGAGAAUGCAGACGUGGAGGAGAUCCGCAGACAGCAUGACGAGGAACUGUGUUCCUACCAGCGAGAAAUUGAGGUGUUGUCAGAGCAGUAUUCCCAGAAGUGCCUUGAAAACGCCCACCUCGCCCAUGCGCUGGAGGCUGAGAGGCAGGCCCUCAGGCAGUGUCAGAGAGAGAACCAGGAGCUCAACGCUCACAACCAGGAACUUAACAAUCGUCUGGCAGCAGAGAUCACCAAGAUGCGUUCAAUGACUUCUGAGGACGGGCUUGGAGACACAAACGCAAUUCAGGGGAAAGAGCUCUACGAGUUGGAAGUGAUGCUGAGGGUGAAGGAAUCUGAGGUCCAGUACUUAAAGCAGGAAAUCAACUCCUUAAAAGAUGAACUCCAAGCAGCACAAAGAGACAAAAAAUAUGCAACAGAUAAAUACAAAGACAUCUACACAGAGCUGAGCAUCGUCAAGGCCAAAGCCGAGCGGGAUCUGGGGCGGCUCAGGGACCAGCUCCAGCUGGCUCAUGAGGCACUUGGUGAACCUUCGCUAGAAGAAGUGGACCGAGGAGGAGGAUAUGACAUAAUGAAGUCCAAAAGCAACCCAGACAUUCUCAAAAUGGCAGCUGCAGCGGCCAAACGCUCAGAACGCACCAUGAGGUCAAAGAGUCUUAAGGAAGGGCUGACACCUGAGCAACGACUCCACCUGUUUGAAAAUAAGGACACUAAGGAGUUUUGA
This is a messenger RNA of Nerophis lumbriciformis (worm pipefish), 5850 nucleotides long. The record is from RefSeq and is a predicted model, not a curated record. Lineage: Eukaryota; Metazoa; Chordata; Actinopteri; Syngnathiformes; Syngnathidae.